AUGACAUAUUUUCUACGGAAUUUCGCUUCCCUCACGGAUUCACGUACAAAUAUUGCAUCGCCGAGUGAAUCGUCAGAUCGUUUAUUUCAAGAAACAAAUUAUGCACAUCCUAAACGAACAUCAUGUCAAUAUGCGCAACUGCUGAAGUACUGCGCGAAAUUACCAGAACAUGGAUAUUCAUUAAAGAUCCCAACAAUCCGAAGAAAUUCUCUCUGCAGUUCUACAAAUUCUAAUUAUGGAUUUUCAACGAGUAAGAACUUGGAAAGUGAUUGCCAUCGAGUGGUGAUCGUAGGUGAUAAACAAGAAGGUAUUGAUGGUGGUGAUCAGGAUUUUAAGGCUGUCUCAAUAGAUUUAAGACCCUGUUUAGAGAUAUUCGCAGCUCCUUCAUCUUUCGGCGUAGUCUGUAUUGCUAGAACUAUCAUUUUGAGAUAUGCUCCACUUCUUAAAGUUACUUUAUCAUCGUAUGCGUGUAAUAAAAUUGAUUAUCAGAAUAUUGUAGAAAUUGAAUGUCAAGAAAAUUCUUCGGAAAAAGCAAAUAAUGACAAAAAUGGAAAUGAAAUUGUGCUGAUGGGAUUAAAAUGUGUCUUUUCUGUCUUAUACGAACUGAAUAAACGUGAUUCAGAGCUUUGUAUAGAAGCACUAACCUCUCUUCUACAAUUACUCGAACAUAUUCCGAUGGAUUCUUUACGUAAUGAAACGUAUUGCUCAGUACAAAGCAUGUACAAUAUGUUACGUAAAUUAAGGAUGGAAGGCAGUGCAGAAGUAUCAGCAAAAUCGACAUCAUGUAUGAUUGCGUUGAUUGUUGCACAUGGUUGUUCAGAAUUCAUCCUUUCAACAGUAGCUACUUUAUUGUGUGAUAAACCUGAAAACUUAUCAGAUUGUGAAGCUUUAUUGGUUGAGAUACCAAAAAAUUAUCAAAAAUUAGCGAACAUAGUGCAGCAGAUUUUACUUCGAAAUAGUGAUGAACCAGGAUGUAUUUUUUACAAAAAUUUUUGUGAAAUUGAAAAUUUAGAUAAAUAUUUUCAUAGUGCUGGUAAUUGGUGGUCUCACUGCUUAACAGAACACACAAUAUUAUCGUCAAUCGACAUACAUGUGCCUGAUGGCAUUCUUCCAGAUACCCCUGACGAUCGACGUCUUACUGGAGCCAUUGCUUCUGACGGGAAAUAUGUAUAUGUCCUUACGUGUUACGGUUUAUUUAAAUAUGGCACAGGUUUAGCAGAAACAAUUGAAGGUAAACUGUAUGCUUUUAAUCCUGAACUAAAAGCAAACAAAGAUUCAUGGUUAGCUGUUUGUAGCGGUGCAUUAUACCUCCGUAGGCAUCAUUCAUCUCGCUUAUGUGUUAUUGAUAUUGAUACUCUUCAUGAAAUUGGUGAAAUUGUAUUAGAAACACGUGUUACUACGGGUACCAUUCUAACUGAUGGCACUGUUUUUUAUCAAGCAAAUAUUGAUGUAAAAUGGAAUUUACAGAUCAUUCCACUGGAUGAUUCAUUCACACCAAUUCCGAAUAUUGAUCAGCAUCAGAAAUUCCGACUCGUAGAUCUCAAUUAUAACGCUUUUGGUGAUGUAUAUCCUAUACCGCAUAAAUUACCGUUGAUUCUUCCGAACUCAUUUCUUGUGUCAGCUCAAGCAUACGAUCUCCAGAUGGGUAGAGAGGUGGCAUUACUACUUGCAAAAAACGGGAAAGUAUAUUAUGCUGGUGAUGGUACUCGUUUGGGGUUGAAAGAUGCUGGACAGAAUUGGAUGAAACUCAUUCUACCCGAACCAAUUCUUUCAAUAGUAGUUAGUUGUGAUGCAGACACAGUUGUACUUCGUUCUGGAUCUGGACGUUUAUGGAUUGCUGGUUUGGGUUAUGAAGGCAUUGCUCAAAAUAGUCCAGCUGUUGGUCGUUUUCAAAAACAAACAGUGAACUCAGAAACUCUUAAGCUAAGAAAUUUUCAGAUUUCAAGCAGGCGACGUUGUAUAUCAGUUGCGAUAUCAGCCGGAUGCAUAGCAUUUGUAACAGAUGCUGGUAAAGCAUAUAUUUUUGGUCGACAUGCGAUGCAAUGUCAUCCAGAGACAGGAUAUAUCUAUGGUUUGGAAAAUGUCCAGCUAACAUCUAUAGCUUUAGGCAAAACUCAUGCCGCUGCGAUUACACGUCAAGGAUAUUUGUACACUUGGGGUCUUAACAAUCUUAAUCAGUGUGGAAGGAUAGAGGCAGAAACUGACGAUGCUGGAGGUGAACAUUCGAGAAAUCCUAGUGAAACUGAACAAAGUUCUUCAUACUGCCUUCGUGAUGAACAUCUUUGGGUUAAAGAUUUUGCAUCAAUUUGUAUCAAAUGUGGCAAAUGUUCGGCGUGUAAAAAUCGAUGCGCACCCAUGAAGAUGGGUUAUAGUACUACAAAAGGAAUGCAAUGUAUAUGCGGAGAAGGUGAAACAUGUUGUCUAAGAUGCGGUUUAUGUCGUGCAUGCGGAGAAUGUACAAGUGACGUAGUUGACCAUAAUUCACGAAGUAUACGUUCGAGAGCAACUCUGUCUCCAUCUCGUUUAGUUCUUCCCAAGAGCGUUUCAUUUGUGUGCUGUGGUAAUUAUCAUACUGUUGUAUUAACAACUGAUCAUCAAGUUUUCACAUUUGGUUCAAAUUGUCAUGGGCAGCUAGGCGUUGGUCACGUAAAAAAAUGUACCGGUCCUCAUAAAGUGGAUCUACCAAAGAAAGUGCUCGUCAUUCAAAUUGCUGCAGGUUCAAAUCAUACAGUGCUAAGGACAUCUGAUGGAUCUAUUAUUACAUUUGGUGCCCAUAGACAUGGUCAACUUAUUAGGGAAGAUAAGGAGAAAAACUGGUUUGCAAUGCCAUCAUUUGUACCAGGAUACGGUCAUGGCAAUAGUACAGUAGCUACUUGGAUUGGUGCUUCUGGUGAUACAACUCUAAUUCGCAGUGAAACUCGCAUUUACAGCGCUGAUAUUAUUUCAAAUUGUCAAGUGAACCUUUUUAUAAUCGCAAAUAGUGAAAUUAUUGCAAUUUUUCCAAAUCAAAUUGGCAUGAAUUAUAUGGUUAUACGUCGUAACUUCAGUACUUUCCAUCAGUAUUCGCUUGGAACUGAAGGUCUCUAUACGAAUUGGUGCUUGGAAGCAAAAUAUGAUUUACUUUGGGCUUUCAAUGCUGCUGAAAUGCGAAUCAAAUCAAUUACUAGUUGUGUUCCAAUUUGUAAUUGCAAAACAAAAACAGAUAUUAGUACCGCAAAAAGUUUGGAAGGGAUUACUGGAGAAGUUAAAUUUCUACGAACACCUGAAUUCAUGAUUCCAACUAACAAAAACAGUUCAACCAUCAAUCAGAUAGCAUUAAACCUUCUUGGAACAACGUAUAUUACUACGAUUUUGGAAAGUAAACGAUCAUUUGCUGAAAAAAUUGAUCAGAAAGAUUUUGAUUCGGAUGGUAAAACUGGCAGACGAACUUUGGCUAGUGGUUAUCAACGUAUUCAUCGAUUUAAUGGAUAUGGUGGUGGUUGGGGAUAUUCAGCUCAUUCCGUGGAAGCUAUUCAAUUCCGUACAUCGCGUGAUAUACGCCUUUAUGGUGUAGGAUUAUUAAAAUUGUAUCGUCUCUUGCCUCCUGAUUAUGAUGAACAAAAUGUUGAAUUAAUUAAUGAAUCAAAUGAAAUGCUUUACAACUGCAGUCCUCAUGAAAAUGCACAGUUAUUAUUUAAGCGAUCUAUUGUAAUCAGGGCUAAUUUAUGGCAUGUUGUUUGUGCACAAAUCAGCGGUGCAAGUUCUGACUGUGGGGCUAAUGGACAACCCGAUGUCGCUGGUGAUGAUGGUGUUCAAUUUUAUUUUCGUAAUUCUCGAAUGUCUAAUAAUGGUACGGAUAUCAACGUUGGUCAGAUUCCAGAAUUUUUUUAUACAGCUGAAGCAUCAGAUGAGCAGCAGUCGAAUCAAGAAACAAAUGAUAAAACAGAAGAUGUGUCUGAUGAUAGUACAUCGUACACUGUGAAUACGCAGAAUCUGUUGACCGUUUCAACCGGAACUAUCGAUUCAUUGUUUUGCUUACUAGAUUGGUCUGUUUUGAAAUAUCUAGAAAUUGGUGAAAAGUUUUGCAGUGAUGUGUCAUGGCUCAAAGAACGUUAUGUAAUUAUUGUGAUAUUGACUUUAAGAUUUUUGCGAUUUUACGUAUGCUCUCUUUAUUUGCCAUCAAGUAGAGAAAAAAGUGCGGACAGAAAAGAACCAUCAUGUAGUAUUGCUAAACAAAUGAUACAGUUUUCAUCGAUAAUUGCUUCAGUAUUUGAAAUGUUCAAUAAUUAUCGUCCUGCUUCAGAAGAUGAUUCAGCGCAUCUGAUACUGCUCGAAGAAGCAGUUACUACUGUAGUACAUUGUUCACAUGUUUUAUAUUGUAAUACAGCAAUUUUCCUCGAUCAGCUUGCUUUUUUUAUGUCAACUCCAAAUCGUGAAUGGUCAUUAGUUGCAGUCCUUCCGAUAUUGUUGGGUUCUGGACCUCAUCCAUCACAUUUCCCGGUGUUAUUUCUGAAAAUGAAUGAGCAGUUAGGAAAUAAAAAGAUAUCUUCUUCAAAUCAACAGCGGAUUGUGUCAUUACCAAAUAUUCUGCGAUUCUUGUUUGAAAUAGCUUUCACAUCACCGCGGAUGAUUCAAAACGAAAGUCGAAUACGACUGAAAACCGCAGCACAUUCUCUAAUAAUUGCAAUAGCUCGAGAAUUAGUAUCUCCAAAAGAUACCACUGAUAGUGGGCCGCCGAUUUUGCAGACACCAAAUAGCAAUCAUUUACGUUUUCGGUUUCGAAAAACUUCAAAUCAUGCAAGCUGGGAUGUAAGUAGCGAUGCAAGUGAUGCAAUAGCGCUACGUGUUGAUGUUACUGGUAUUACAUUACACGGAGUUGGCGUGUAUUGCUCUCAUCAUGAUCAAGAAUUAAGUUACGUUUGUGAGGUACUCUUAAAUUGUGGUGAUGCAGCUCAUGAACAGUGGAAUGUAUUAGAGAAAGUUGUUGGUACAUUUGCGAACAAAUUUGAGCCUUCUCAACGAGAAAUUGUUAUGCUACGUUUAACGAAAACUAUCAAACUACAACCUAGCUAUAUUUAUGCUAUUCGGUUGCAUAUUAAUGGUGGCAAGACAUUUUGUGGUGAAGGUGGCAUGGGUACUGUUCGGCUAUGUAAUGGGAGUCGAAUACAAUUUGAACCAUGUACUUUAAGCUUAAAUGGUACUUCUGUAUCCCGUGGUCAAAUCCCAUUCUUAUUGUACUCGAUUCAAGAUGAUAAAAAAAGUCUUGUUCAAAGACUAGCCAGUCCAGAUCAGUUGAAUAAUUGGUUUGUAUUAUUAGUUCGAAUGUUGUCUCACAAAAUAACUGAUUUAAUAGCUGCUGGAAAUUUUUCAUCUCACGAUCAAUCCCUUUUUUCAAGUAUUGCAGGUUUUAUUAUGGUUUUUUUGGAAUUGAAUCCCCAUUCUGCGUUAGAUGUUGUCGGUAUAUUAGAUGACUUGAUCCCAAUGGUUUCAUCUAUAAAUGGAGGAAGAAGAGCAGAGGAACGACAGCGUGCAAUUACGAGGUCUGCACAACAAAUCACUGGAAAAUUGGGUUUACAGACAGUUAUAGAAUCACCACAUCCAUAUCCACCUUGUGUGAUUAAUUCUCAGGUUGUCGAUUUCGGCAAAAAUGUGCAGUUUAUGACAGUCCGAUUUAACGAAGAAUGUUGUACAGGGCAAGCGGAUGAUAUUUUAUGGGUUUAUGCAAAAGUUGAUGAUGCUUGUCAUAUACCAAUUGGCAGAUAUUAUGGUGAUCGUAACUGGCCUGAUCGUAUGCUUUUGGUUCCGGGAAACAGUUUGUGGUUCGUACUUGAAUCAGUAUCAUAUCCUGCAGAUAAAACUAGUGAUCAGAUUUAUGGCUAUCGCUGUACUGUUACCGGAUACCGAUAUUCAGAAAACGAUUGUUCUAUGGCUUUGGAAGAGGAAUUAACAUGGAUUUGUGCCAGUGCUUGUAGAUUGAUUGUUCAGAUUCCACCAGACAAGAGUGUAGUAACAGCGGUUACGAUGGUUGAACAUGAAAUCAACGAUAUUGUUCAGAAGCACGGUGCUCUACUUCGAAAAGGGUUGAAUCUUUCACAUAUUCCAACAGUCAAUGAAGUUUUGAAAAGAAGCUUACCAAGUCCUUCACCGACUUCAGAUCUGAAAUUCUUGAAAGAAUUCAUAGCCGCCUGUUCGAACACUGUUGCUGGAUUUUGGGCUCGUUGGUUGAUAGAUGAGUCAUUUGUGGACUUGCAUUCUAGUCAGCUCCAGAUAUCAAAUGAACAGACAAGAUUAAGAAUUCCUACUAAGAUAAAGCUUAUUCCUCAAGACCAAUACGGCCGCCUUGCUAUAUGUUCUGUUAUGAAAGUUGAAAUCAUAGUAUAUUCUGGCACAACACUGGAAAGUAAUACUUCGAAUAUCUGCUUUCCAACAGAUCAUAAACGGUCUUCUGAAAGUCUUCCUUCUCCCCAUCUGAUAAAGGAACCGUAUCAUCCUGUUUAUUUUAAUAAAACGCGCUAUGUUUCGAUCACAGCAAUGACUGCAUAUCAGAAUUACUCAUUUGAAGAAUUACGUCUUGCGUGUUAUAAAGAUGCGCUAAUGAAGGAGCAACUUAAUGCCGUGCAGCAGCCUGACGGCAGCUGGUUGGCUACAUGGGUACCAAAAUUUGGCGGUACAUAUCGAGUUGAAUGUCGAUUAGAUGGAUUUCAAAUCGCGCAAAGUUCCUUGAUUGAGGUUCGGGACAUUGAUUCUCCAUUUAAUACUUCAAUAUUGCUAGAAGAUAAAAGUCAGUGCCGUUUUAUUCACCGAAAUGUGGCGCAUUUCAACAAAAAGCGUUUUGCCUUCUGUGAUCCAAAACUUAUGGUGAAGGGUAUACGAAUUCGUGCUUCGCCAUCACUGCAUUCAGCACAAAUUGGUAUUAUACCACGUGGUGCUACAGUUUCAUACAUUGAGGAAGUUGAAAAUGUUGAUGGUGUAUGGUUGCGACUUACUGAUGAGGCAUGCAUGAUGCAUUGUAAUACACAGUUAUUUUCUCAGGCUUGGUGCCUACAGUAUAGCAAUCAUCUGAAGCGACUUUUUUUACUACUAUAUUCAAAUUCUCAAGAAACUUCUCUACCUGAUCAUGGUUUACAGAGCGCUACUAUAGAAAUGUCUCAAAAUAUCCUGUCAUCUGAUGAGCAAUAUCUGGAACAGUCCCUACAACUUGAUAUUGAAGAGAUAUACGCAGUGUGCGGAACUCUUCCUGUGUACAUUUACAAUUAUCCAUCAUUAGAUGCUAUUUCUGAUGAAGUAAUCAAUGAUGUUGAUAGUAGUAAGCUAAACUCAUCUGGUUGGCUUCAUAAUAAAGAAGGAAUAUGGAUAAAGUUAUCUGGUUCAGAUGAAAAAUAUGCACUUGUGCAAGAUUCGAAGGGUAGUCGAUAUUUGCAAAAAGUAGCUGGCAUGAAGCAACGUUUCACUGAUAAUGGUAAUGGUGAAGAAAGAUUAUCAAUUGUACAAAAACCUAUAGCCCAAAUUUUGCCGCGAACAAGAAAUGAACAACCAUUGCAAGCAUUAAGACCUUCUAUUGUUGAUUGCUGCCGAACUGUCUUUGCUGCUUUUUUAUGGCAUGAAAGAUUAGUAAAAGAUGCGAUGGUUACUCAAGGUCAGAAUCGAGCAGAAAUAAUAACGGCCACGCCAUUGCAUUCACUUGCUGUUUUGUGGAAAGAUAUUAGUGCAGCUGUACAAACUAGUAUCGAACAGUGUUCAGUAUAUCCGAGGACAGUACCUGCACGACAAGUUGAUAUGAAAACAGUUGGUACCAAUUUGGGUAAUAUUAGACAGAUUGGAAUUGCUAAGGAGUUAUCUUCAAAACCGUUACGAAAAGAUUUAUGCGAAUUGUGUGAAGAAUGGCAUCCAACGCCAGUAACAACUCACAUGCGUAUGGCACAUGCUGGAUGUGGUAAAUAUUCAGGUGGCCAGGGAUAUAACAGUUCUGGCAAAUAUACUAGUGGUUGGUCGGGAAAUUGUGGCGAUGGAGGACGGCAUACUGCUGUUUGGUACUUAAUGUGUACUGCAUGUCGAUCAAAAUAUUUACUGCAGACUCCGUCUGGACAGCAACAGGAACAAAGCCGUCAAUGGCGUGAAUUUUGCGCUUCUUCGACACCAGCAGAAUUGUCAGCAGAAAAUGUAAUCAAGCAGAAUGCAGUAUUUCUACUGGAAUUAAAUGCCUGCAUGGAAGGAGAUAGCAAAGAAACAUCUACAGCAACAUCGGGGUGGACGAUUAAUUUGUUCCCUCAAAUAUCACUCGCAACACCGAAAACAAGCUCUUCAUCAGCAAAUGAACGUGAAAAUUGUUGGCAAGUACGAACAUUAUCACAUGCUAGUGAUCCAGGACCCAAACAUUCAAAUGUUGGAAUUCAUCACAAUCAUUUGAACUGCAACCCUUUACUUUCGAAACGACGACUUGGUUCAUCGCCUCUAACUCAUACAUCUAAUAACAGUGGCCUUAUUUGUUCUACGCGCCGGAAGUUGCUGGAAGGUUAUGAAAGGCAACAGUCAGUUGAAAUAGUUCGGAGUCCAUCCGUUGCUCUGAAAUCAUUAUUGCUAACAGCUGAAUUGAACAACAGUUGUUCUGGUAGUCGAGGUUCUCCAGCAAGUAUUAACUUAUCACUUCGCCGACCAGUUCUUGCUUUUGUCCUAGAACAUCAUAAUUUACCUCGCAUACGUGAAGCGAUGGCAACCGCUGUAGCUCGUGCUACUUUUUUUGCUCAUUCAUUUCGUGUUUGGAAUUGGCUUUUGAAAUUAGUGUCAACGGAAUCAGGUGUUGCAAAUAUUCUUUGGCAAUAUUUAACAGCAAUGAAUUCUUAUGCUCCACUUUGUCGUUGGCGAAAUCGUCUUCUAGCUACGAAUUUACGUCUCCUACCUCAUCCUUGGCGUGUUUGUUAUUUGGCUGGUUCAGUUGCUAACAAAAUGGUACAACAAUUGCAUUCUUUUUUGCAUACUGUUGCAGUAAUUGUGCAAUCCAGUGACGUUGACGCAAACUUACGUUGCUUAUGCUUUCGAGUUUGGACAUUUCAGUUAACAGCUCAUGAGCAGGAUUUGUUAUCACUUAUAUAUGAUGUGUUAGCAAGUGUUGGUGACGUUCUUGCUGAUUCAUCUUCGGAUCAUGCAUGGGAUUUUGAUGACAAUGAACGAAAAACAAGUCGUCAGUCGUCACGUGAAGAACGAUUAUCAAUAGCUAUCAAAUGCAUAACAUUCAUUCUAGCACAAGCAGAUGUGAAACAACAUGAAGAUAUUACUAAUCUUUUACGUUAUGAAGCAUCGAGCCGUCAGUCAAUGCUCAAUUGCUUAAUUGAUGGAAAUAGUGAAACUUUCUGGGAAAGUGGUGAAGAGGAUAAAAACCAAUCACGUUACGUAACUGUACACUGUGGUAUUCGAGAUUAUAAUGCAACAUUAUUGGCUGUAUACGUGGACAAUGUACGUGAUGAAGGCUAUCGAACUUGUUCUGUAGUUGUUGCAGUUUUUGAAGAUGAUGGAAAACGUCGAAUAAUUCACUCUGAGGGACUUGAUCAUGUACAACCAUUUCGUUUUUUCCCAGCUUUAGUAUUUUUGUACACUACCAAUGUUAUGUCACAAUUCACUGGUUGGGUAAAAUGCUGCAUUUCUGGAUUAAGUAGUGUACAAGUAAUAUUUCGAGGCAACGAUCCAUCUUCACGUAUUCGCCAGCUUCGAGUUUUUGGCGCCACCAGUGACGUACGUAUAUUGAAUACGCAGUCCAUUAUCAGUCAAAGCCUUUUGAAACCAUCACCAUCUCAUCAACUGUUGUUCAGUGCAAAUCAGGAUGAUGCGUUCGCAGUAUUUCAAGCACUGGCUGCUCAGGCUUUCAGCGAUGAAUUUUCUCAAGAAGAGAAUGGUACUUUACGUCAACAAGUUCUCGAUCUAUUGUUCAGUCGUGUGCAAUUACAGCCGCUUCAGGCUUUUGUGUGCUCUCAUAUGAUUAGUGCUUUGGAAAGAGAAGUAUCAUCAUUACGUGAAAAAGUAAAGCGUAAUUAUUCUUAUGUUUGCGGUUUGAUGAUAAUGCUUGUGAAGAUUUGUCGUUCACGUCAGGGGUUGGAAAUAUUUGGAGAUAAAAAUAAUGUGCUUAUUAUUUUAUCUGAAUUAUUACUUUUCGCCCCACAGGUGGUACAGUGUCAAGUUUUGGAAACGAUUGAUCGCCUCUGCAAAUUAUUCAAACCAUGUACAAUUGACUGUUCAGCAUUUAUACAAAAUCUGCUAAUAUUGAUAGCAAAAGUUAUAACGUUACAGAUUCGUAAUAAAACUAAACGAUCCACAGUUUCCGUUACCCUAACAAAUCAUGCAGCUGAUUUACCAGUUUUUUGGCGAACGGAUCGAGUAGUUAGCUUCGAAAUUGGACAGUUAGCCAAACAAUUAUUGGCGGAUUUGAGUGAUGGACAUUUAAAUGAAGCGUGGGCUAUUCCUGUUCGAACUGCCAUUGCAAAUGAAAUUAUGAAUCUGACAAGCUUGACUAUCACUCAUACAUGUGGUAGUGAAUCAUUAGAAAUAGAUAGCGAAACGGUGUUAGUGCCAGUAGAUGCUAAUUCUGAAGCAUUGAAAACUAAUAUCCAUUCGAAAUCUAUUUUGAAUAAUGGAAAAUUUUGGCUUGCUAUGGCUGCACUUUCAUUACUCAAAAAUAAUGAAUGGCUGACAUUGUCUCAAUUGUGGCAAAAUUCAGAGAAAAAGCAGGAUGGUCAGUCCGAAAUGCUAUGUGAUAAUCACGAUGAUGGACACACAUUGGCUGCUGUAUAUUGUGAGAAAUGUCAAUGUUCACUAUGUCGAGAAUGUUUUGCAGUUCUUCAUUUAAAUAAACGCAAUCGUAUGUAUUUUGAUGGUACACAAUUGAUUUUUAGUAGUCACGCAACACGAUAUCUCAGUGAAACAAAUGGAUAUCCACAAGUUGAAGUUCAUGAAGGUUCCACGAGAUUACGUUUGCCUCAUCUUUUAGUAGCAUUGCCAAUUUGCACUCAAGAUGGCAGCCGCGGUUGUCGUUUUUGUUCUGUUCCACUGCAUCCAGAUCAGUUUAUUGAUGGUGUAUGUAGUCAUCAAGAAUGCAAUGAAUUUGCAAUCUUUGCCUGUAAACGGCAGCUUUCAUGUGGUCAUUAUUGUGGUGGUAUACGUGAUGAAGAAGUGUGUUUGCCGUGUAUGCACUGUACGAAGCCGCAAGAAGAUAUCAAACAAGAUGCUGAUGAUUUGUGCGUGAUUUGUUUCACGGAUCGUUUGGGGUGUGCACCUUGUAUUCAGUUGUCCUGCCAACAUGUUUUUCAUUAUCGUUGUGUAAGAACUGUGCUUGAAAAACGUUGGAAUGGGCCUCGUAUUGUAUUUCGUUUCAUGAAAUGUCCAUUGUGUAAAAAAGAGAUUGAUCAUCCAUCGAUGAUAGAUCUAUUAUAUCCAUUAAGGAUGUUGUUCAAAGAAGUGGUGAAUAAAGCCCGUUUAAGACUUGAAUAUGAUGGUCUUCUGACUUGUCCUGCGAUAACCUCUGAGGACAGAAAUUUGGAACUCGUUUUGAAAUUUCUUUUGAUAUAUUGUGUUAAUAAUGAUAUUCAAAGUGAAUAUCACAACAAUCCGGAAGAAUAUGCAAUGGGACGAUACAUGUAUGUAUUAUGCUUUAAAUGUGGGAAGGCUUAUUUUGGUGGUGAAAGCCGAUGCCAGCAGGAAGUUGAUAAUUCGCAGUACAAUGCGGAAGAACUAAUUUGUGGUGGUUGCUCGGAUGUUGUAGGCGCUCAGAUCUGCGGACGCCAUGGAGUUGAUUUCUUGGAAUAUAAGUGUAGAUUUUGCUGCUCAGUUGCUGUUUAUUUCUGCUUUGGUACGACGCAUUUCUGCACGUCAUGUCAUGAUGAUUUCCAACGAUUAAUACGCUUGCCAAUGAAAUUACUACCUAAAUGCCCUGUUGGGCCGAGAGCAAUACAGUUGGAUGGAAAUGAAUGUCCACUGAAAAUAAAGCAUCCACCAACGGGUGAAGAAUUUGCAUUAGGAUGUGGCGUUUGCCGAAAUAUUAAUACUUUUUGA
Messenger RNA from Thelazia callipaeda (thelaziosis nematode), 12015 nucleotides. Lineage: Eukaryota; Metazoa; Nematoda; Chromadorea; Rhabditida; Thelaziidae. The record is from the annotation of a GenBank genome assembly.